AUGUGUGUACCAAGGAUAUUUUAUAAAGAUUGCUUAGAUUUACUUGAAAAGUCUAUGGGUAUAGAAUGUGUUGCUGGACGUGAUCGUGUUGAUUGCUUAGAAUUAAUUGAAAAUAAUAAAGCUGAUGUUGUAGCUCUUGAACCGGAAGAUAUUUAUUAUGCUUCAACAAUGAAUGCUAGUAAUUUGAGAGUUAUUGCUGAAUUUCGUUUCGAUUGGUCUAGAAAUGAUGAAUUUGAGGACGAAGAUGUAAUUUUAAUUAGGAAAACAUUGAAAAUAAACAGUUUCGAAGAUUUUAAGGGAUUAAAAUCAUGUCAUCCAGGUUAUGAUGCACCCUUUGGCUACAAGGUAUUUUCAUUUCUAACAAUGCCAAAAUUAGAGAGAGAACUGGAAGCAAUAUCAGAAUUUUUUUGGCAUUCGUGUAUUCCCGGUACUUAUUCUAAUGAUAGAAUAUAUGAUCAAGAUUUAAAAAGUAGAUUUCUUAAUUUAUGUAAACUUUGUAAUAAUCCUAUUGAUUGCUCAAAUAAUGACAAAUAUGCAUCUUAUGAUGGUGCCAUAAAUUGUUUACAUGAUGGUUAUGGUGAUAUCGCAUUUACUAGAAUGAGCUCAGUAAAACAGUUUUUCAAUAUUAAACCCGAAAAUUAUAUUAUUUUUGAAACUGGAAAAAAUUAUAUGAAUGAAUACGAAUAUUUCUGUGAAGAUGGAACUCGUAAACCAGUUAAUAGUUCUGGUUGUUCAUUAUAUAAAAGACCAUAUAGAGCUUAUAUUAGUAAUGCUGAUAUAGUUAAUAAUAAAGAUUUAUUAAAUUAUCUACAAACAAAUUUGACUAGAUUUUUUAAAAAUGGUUUGGUAAAUGCAAAUGUUAAUGUUGGUAAAAAUCUUUUAAUUGACAAUGGAAUGGUAUUAUAUCAAAAAUAUGAUGAUGAUGUUACACCAAAUGAAUAUAUAUCAGAUUUUAGAUAUUUUAUGGAAUUAAAUGAUAUACCAUCUGAAAGAAUAAGAUUAUGUAUGGCAUUAACAAAUAAUAUUCGACCAAAAAUUGAAUGUGUAUUUUCAUCUGAAACGGAUUGUUUUUCUACUGUUGCAAAUAAUGAAGCUGAUAUUGGUAUAGCACCAAUAUAUAAAUGGAAAAAUAUGGAAGCAUUACCAAUAAAAUUUAACAAUUCUGAUGUGAGGGCUAGGAAUGCAGCAUGUGCUCUAAAUAUUUUAUUAAAGCGAACAAACUGUGAUAAUAUGACUAUUGAAAAUGAUGUUGAAUAUGAAGAAUAUAUUCAAGUUAUAAUAUCAAAAGAUCGUCAUAAUUAUGGAACAGAUAAAUCAUUAUUGUGUUUGAAUUUAAUGUAUGAUAGACUUGGAAAUUAUAUAAUAUGCCAAUUGGAAAAAUACUUUCAAAAUGAUAACACAUACGGUUUGCAUGAAUAUGGAAUUGAAGAAUUUUAUGAUAUCCCUGAUGAACUUUACAAUUUAUUCGAAGAAAAUUUUAAUUAA
This is a messenger RNA of Condylostylus longicornis, 1485 nucleotides long. Its product is annotated as transferrin-like. The record is from RefSeq and is a predicted model, not a curated record. Bases 1 to 1485 code for a protein of 494 amino acids. Lineage: Eukaryota; Metazoa; Arthropoda; Insecta; Diptera; Dolichopodidae. Gene Ontology annotation, biological process: iron ion transport. The transcript is spliced from 9 exons. Gene Ontology annotation, cellular component: recycling endosome; plasma membrane; early endosome.